Phymastichus coffea is the source of this 2814-nucleotide messenger RNA. Its product is annotated as mediator of RNA polymerase II transcription subunit 15-like. Lineage: Eukaryota; Metazoa; Arthropoda; Insecta; Hymenoptera; Eulophidae. Bases 760 to 1947 code for a protein of 395 amino acids. The record is from RefSeq and is a predicted model, not a curated record. The transcript has a single exon.
GCGCGAGCCAGCAUAGACUAGCACGCCAGCACAGGCCGCACGGCUAGGCAGGCGGCGGCAGCGUAACGCAGAGAGAGAGAACGGCAAGUAGCGUUCGAGAGCCGACGACCAGAAGCAAGCGGCGGCGGCAUAGCGGCAGCAGCAGCGAGCGCGCAGUGCAAGUGAGCCAGAGCCUGCCACCCUCGCCCACGUACGCGGAGCCGCGGUCGAGCAGUGUGCAAGUGCGUCACGUUAGCGCGGGCCAGCCAGCGUUCGGCGGCCCCACAGCUACGCCCGUCGUUUCGAGCGAGAGGCGCACAAGCGCGAGCGAGAGAGACACGGCGCGCGGCGUCCUCCGAAAGCGAGAGCGCCGCCACCGACAUUUUGUUGUGUAGAAGUGUGAGAGAGAGAGAGAAGAAGAGAGAGAUAGAGCAGCGGCGAAGGCGCGCGCGUGUUGCCCGAGGGAUAGUGUGUGUGCCCAGUGCGGACGAGCGCCCAGGGGCGCGCGUGUCAUCGGCGGAGGCGAGCCCCGAGGGACGCCAGCAGAAGCGGCGGCAGCAGCAGCAGCAGCAGCGGCGUCGGCGACAGAGCAGGAGGCGCGGUGCGGUGUGCUCGUGGUCGGUCGCCGUCGCGAGGACCGGUUUGCCCCGCAGCCAGGUCCAGCGGGCACGGAUGUGGAGAGCCUGCGGCGCAGACUGACUCCCGUCUCGUGCGCGCGCGCUGAGCGUCCCGUGUGUGCGUGAGUGCCCGACGACCUCGGCCCGCAGCUCUCGACUCGGCAUGUCGGAGCACCACCGAGUGGCGGCCGCCGGCUGGCCGCCCCAGCAGGACCAGCAGCAGCAGCGGCCGCCCGACGGCAACGCCUCGUGGUGGCCGUCCAGCAUGUCCGAGCAACAACAGCAGGCCGUGCAGCAGGCGCACCAGCAGGCCGUGGCGGCGGCGCAGCAGCAGGCGGCCGCCGUCGCGGCCCAGCAGCAGCAGCAGCAGCAGCAGGCCGCGCAGAACCUGCACCAGCACAUGCUCAACCAGCAGCAGCAGGCCCAGCAGCAGGCCCAGCAGCAGCUCAACCAGCACCACCAAGACAUCGUCAGGAGCACAGCCGCGGCCACGACGCAGCAGCAGCUUUUCUCCUACAAGAUGGCCUCGAGCUUCCAGAACCCGGCGACCACGGGCGCCACGCAGCAGCAGCACCAGCAGCAACAGCAGCAGCAGCAGCAGCAGCAGCACGCGCAGGCCCAGCAGGCCGCGAGCAGUCCGGUGCCCAAGGGCUACGACUACCGGACCGGCGUGCCGGUCAGCGCGCCCUCGCAGCCCGGGGCUGUGCAGUGGUGGUACCCGGCGCAGGUCAUGCAGGACCAACAGAACAGUAUGCACCAACAGCAGCUGCAGCAGGGCCAGCAUCUCGCUUCCAUCACUACCCAGACGUCCACGCCGCCCAUCAUGUCGCCGGUUAGUUUGUUCGUUAGUAUUCCAGCAGCAGCCGCGCCACGGCGGCCCACCUUUUUUUACGUACUUACACAGAUCCCUGCCUACAUGCGUCUCUCUGCGCACACACGCACGCUCUCUCUGUGUUUGUCGUCUCUCUCGGUGCGUCCGUUCGUCUGUCCACGUGCAAGGUUACUUUCACGUGCGUCCAUUUUGUGUGUCCGUCGUCGCCGUCGCCGUCGCCGUCGCCGUCGUCGUCUCGCUGCCGCGAGAGAGAGAGAGAGAGAGAGAGAGAAAAAAAGAAAGAGAGAGAGAGAGAGCAACGGCUCGCGUGAAAAUCAUGUAAAAAUACCGAGGCGAGUAGUAAACACGCGACGACGACUCGUCGGCGAUCGAUUGUUUACUCCUCCGCGGACAUUUUCUCCACCGCCGACCGAUUGCUUCCUCCUCCCUCUCCUCCUCCUCCGCCUCUUCUUUCUCUUCCUCCUCGGGGUUGUUUUCGCAGGAGGAUCGAUCGAAGAUUUUUCAUCUCCGAAUUUUUAAACGAAUGACCAUGCCUGCGCCCUGGUACGUGCGCGCGCGCAUGUGUGUGUGUAUGUGCGUGUGCGUGUGCGUGUGCGUGUAUGUGCGCGCGAGUCUGGAGCGGCGAGGCUAUAGGUGCAGCGGGGCGGCUAUUGAUUGUGCCUCGCGCGCGCAACGCCGCUCGUGCUACGUCGUCUAUAGCCUCGCCGGCGUUUUCGGGGCAGCGAUUUUUAAGCCCGGUUAUAUUACCCUCCCCCUUCGCUCCCGUCCCGUUCCCCUCGUACGGCUGUGGCCACCCCUCCCUUCCUCCCAGCCCUCCGAAAGUUUUUACGCGUUUUACGUGGAAAUUGCCGUGCUUCGCCGCCUCCUCCUCCUCCUCCUCCUCCUCCUCUUCCUCCUCCUCCUCGUCCUGCUCUCCUCUACACCUUAACUCAACAAUGUUUCUUCGAAUUGAUUUUUUUUUCUCUCGUUCACCAAGUACGCGAAAUAGCCGAGGUUCGGGGACUUUCACAUUUCGAUACGUUUCACAACGACAAGAGCUCGCGCGCGCGAUCUCGGCUUGUGAAACAAAAGCGGCCGAGUUAAUUAGCGCGCGGCGAUCGGUUUCGAUACGAAUCAUCUCGUCGACGAACGUGGAAAAGUCAAGGCUGUGGAAAACGAAUCAGCGGCAGGGGGGGGGGGCGCUUUGUGCUUCUUUUUCGUUCGUUUAUUUCCUCUCUCUCCCGCACGAGUUGGCGAGCGAGGCGUUCUCCACGACAGUGUCAGUGACUCGGCACACGUAAUUGGUCCGUUUUCGAAGGUUACGCUUCCUUGGCAACCGAAAUUGCCGGAUUUUUACGAGCGUUGUCGAUUUUUUUUACCUGUUCUUUCGGUUCGUUUUAUCCUAAA